AUGUCUUCGUCAUCUUCCUACUCAGGCAGCAGUGCUGUAUACAGUGAUUCCUCACGUGCAAGUACACCUGAAGCUGGAGCUCCACCACCGGCUGAAGCUGCUUCCACAGAGCAGCCAACAGAGGCAGUAGCUAGCGAGCCAGCACCGGAGCCUGCAUCGCAUGUUGAGGUUGAGAACAACUCAGACGACGGUCGCGACCCUUUUGCGUAUCCGAUUACUGAAGAUAUGGUGUCUGAUUCUUCCGAUGAUUCAUCUGAGAGCGAUAGUAGCGAUUCCUCCACUGUGAGUGACGAGGAGGAAAGAAACAAACGUAAG
Ostertagia ostertagi is the source of this 315-nucleotide messenger RNA. NCBI's taxonomy places the organism in Eukaryota, Metazoa, Nematoda, Chromadorea, Rhabditida, Trichostrongylidae. The record is from the annotation of a GenBank genome assembly.